Molecule: messenger RNA, 2121 nt
Organism: Cloeon dipterum
Lineage: Eukaryota; Metazoa; Arthropoda; Insecta; Ephemeroptera; Baetidae
Product: beta-galactosidase-1-like protein 2
Exons: 12
Coding region: 67-2055 (662 amino acids)
Biological process (GO): carbohydrate metabolic process
Cellular component (GO): vacuole
Molecular function (GO): beta-galactosidase activity
Source: RefSeq, a predicted model, not a curated record
GACACUAGAGAUCAAUAUAUAAGAUUUUUAUCUCCGAAUCUGUCAGUCCGAAAGCAAAAGGUGAAAAUGACAGGUGUAAAUUUUAUUUUAGGCAUUCUUGGCCUUUUAUUUUUACAUUCUAAGUGUCAACUUCCUCCAACUGUGUAUCAGUAUUACACAGAAGGAGGCAUCAAUUCUGGUCUGGAAGCCCUGCCAGGUCAGUUCAGGCUAAAUGGAAAAGACAUUACCCUGUACUCAGGGUCAAUACACUACUUCCGAGUGGUUCCUGAGUAUUGGCGCGACCGACUGAGGAGAAUGCGCGCUGCUGGGCUGAACACCAUUGAUACUUACGUUCCGUGGAACCUGCACGAGCCCCGCAAAGGCGAGUUCGAUUUCGGCGCUGGAAACAAUGAGUUCUCCAAGGUGCUCAAUCUCAGGGAGUUUCUACAAAUCGCUCAGGAAGAAGAUUUGUUGGUGAUUUUAAGACCUGGCCCAUAUAUCUGCUCAGAGUGGGAAUUCGGGGGCCUACCAAGCUGGCUCUUGCGGUACCCUGACAUCAAAGUCCGCACCUCCGAUCCUGUGUUCACAGGCCACGUGAAAACCUACUUUGACCAACUUUUGGCACAGGUUGUCGACCUUCAAUUUACUAAGGGAGGCUCUAUAAUUGCGGUCCAGAUUGAAAACGAGUACGGAUCGUUCGGGAAUUACGACGAAAUCAAAGACCGCGAAUACCUGGCCUUCAUCAGGGACAAUUAUGUCGAAAAUGGAAUUGAGGAACUCUUGCUAACGUGCGAUUCACCCGCCCUUGUCGGCGACACUGGAUCUCUUCCAGGCUAUCUCAUGACGGCGAAUUUCGAUAACAACCCUGAGGCGCAAUUUGACAGGUUGCUGGAGCUGCAACCUGAUAAGCCGCUGAUGGCUAUGGAGUUUUGGGCAGGCUGGUUUGAUUAUUGGUUCGGCACUCACACUGGAGGGCUCAACCCUGAAAAUUUCUCUAAGCACCUUAGCACAAUCUUCAGUUACAACGCGUCUGUAAAUUUCUACAUGUUUCACGGCGGAAGCACUUUUGGCUUUAUGAACGGCGCGAAUAAAAUUCCGGUUUUCCCUAGCUACCUUUCAGACGUGUCCAGCUAUGAUUACGGUGCACCCUUGAGUGAAGCAGGCGACUACACAGAAAAAUACAACGUUACAAAGGAGCUUAUUGCUCUGGACAACAAAGUGCAAACUUUCACACCAGAGCAACCCCCACUAAAUCCUAAAAUUGCUUAUCCUGCAGUGCAAAUUCAAGAAUAUUUGACCUACGACCAAUUGAUCAAUCACAUACCACUGGAUUUGGUGACGGAAAUUCAGACAGUGACCAACAUGGAGGCCCUUGACAUCAACAACGGCAACGGUCAAAGUUAUGGACUGACCGUUUACCGCAAGCAACUCGACCUGGCCCCCACGGCUGAGUUGCAGAUCGUCGGACACAUUCGGGACGUAGCCAUGGUCCUGGUUGAUGGCGAGCAGAAAACGCAAAAGCCGCAAGGUAGCGGUGCACUCUUAGGAUUUGGCUUUUGGACAACCUCAAACUCGACUUUUACUAUUGAGGGUGCAGCUGCUGGAUUAAACACGCUGGACGUGGUUGUCGAAAACUGGGGGCGAGUCAACUUUGGCGGACCGGCGUAUUUCGAGCAGCAGAAAGGACUGUUUGAGGGCCCAAUUUUAGUGGACGACGUUGAGCUCACCGAUUUGACUGCCAUACCGCUUGAGCUCAAAUCAAACUGGAUUCAAGGAUUGACGGGCUGGCAGGCGUUUGAGGCCGAGCGCAAUUUGACCGGUCCCGUGAUGCUGAGGGCCACCUUUGACCUCGCCGAGCCUCCGCAGGACACGUUCUUGGACAUGAGCGCAUGGGGCCGGGGCAGCGUGUUCGUCAACGGCUUCCACGUGGGACGCUUCUUCCACGUCGGCCCCCAGAUCACAAAUUAUAUUCCAGCACCCUUGUUAAAGCAGGGUUUAAAUGAGAUUGUAAUUUUUGAACAUUACUUGGCCGCGGAGCAACUCGUGUUUUCUGACGUUCCAAUUUUGAGAGGAUGAUCGAGAGAUCAAUAAAUGAAUUUUAAUAAAUAUAUCCUUAUAAAUAUCUUGAAUUUUCCACGUUUA